AUGCACAUUGUGGUGACAUUACAUCCAAUUCUCCUCCUGUCAGUCACUCUGUCACUGGCUGAUGCCAAAUCCUACAGACCCCACCAGUCCAACCUCUACAAAGCUGGACCCAAUCCUCACCACCUUGUCCAUGGGAAGCCCACCAGCAGGCACAAGUGAGUAUUCACUCUGACUAUACUGGGCUAUACUGGGCAGCUCCCUCUUGGCUCAGUAUUAGGUGCAUACUGUAGUAUGGUCAAUUUUAUUUCGCCUAGUUUUCUCAAGCCAGUUAGAAAUGUUGUGAGUUUGUUUUUAGAUAUAAAAUACAAGUUUAAGAAUGUUAUCUAAUGUAUUUUUUUCUGUCAUCCUCCCUCUGACAGAAACCACUGUGCCUAUGUGGUUGAGAAGACUAUGACAUUCACCAUGCAGAAUGGUGUAACACCCAUUGUUAAGGCUGAGUACAACAAGUGUGCCUGGGGUCAGAAGUGUUCAACCCUCAUGUGAGUGACCGAUACUGCAUGAGACAACUAUUACUAAUAGUUCUACAAACAAACUUACUGCCUUUGACAUUGCUACUGUUGUUGCUGUUUCUACUACUGCCUACCAAGACCAUGGCGACUAUGUGUAUAACUGCUGUAAAAACAACCACUAUUAUUGUUUCUGCUGCUAUUAACAUAUGAAAAGGGUAUGAAAACAGUACUGUCAUUCUUCCUCCUACUAUUCACAGGCGUCACCUUACGCAGUUUCUUGAGCAAUGUUUUAUAUUUUUUCGAUCAACCCACAGGUACCGUCUGAUGUACAAGCCCGUCUAUAAAGUUGCCCAUAAGACUCUCACUGAGCUGGAAUGGCGUUGCUGUCCAGGCUACUCUGGCUAUGGCUGCAUGGAGGGACCCCCAGCCUACCACCACCCAAUUAAGGCAAUGCCUCCAUUCAAGGGCUCACUGUUCAAGGACCCACCCGUUAAAGGAAAUCCCUGGAGUCAGACCAAGGGCCCUCCUCCCAUGAAAUCUUACCCAAUGCUUGCCAAGGGCCCUCCCAUGAAGGGACCUCCUCCUAUGAAGUCUUACCCCAUGAAAGCAAAAGGUCCUCCUCCCAGCAACGUCAAGUCCUACCCUAUGCGUCACUUUGGGCCUCCUAUGACCCAGCCUUCCUACCCAGUGUCCUCCUUUGAGCCUCACCCCUCUGUGCCACAGCACCACCGGCAGCCAGACCACCACCAGCCUGGACCAGACCAUCACUCAGAUCCAGACCACCACGAGCCAGACCAACAUCAACCUGAACUAGAACACCAUGAGGAACCAGACCACCAGGGGCCAGACCACCACCAGCCUGAAUCUGAUCUAGAGCCAGACCACCACCACCAGCAGCCUGGACCAGACCAACCUGAUCACCCAGACCACACAGAUCACUCAGAGCUGGAGCCCGUCACUGAAGAAACAGCUCUCCCUGCUGGCAGCCAAGAAAUCGAUGGUGAGACGGAGUGUUAUUCCAAUGCAUAUUCAGUACUGCUGCUCAUCAUGAAUAUUACAUGCAGUUUUAAUAAGAUUUUUACCUUGCUUCCUCUACUGGAAGAGGAUAUCUAUAUGUAUCUAGAGUGCAUAACUGUCCAGAAAUUCCCUUGAUUUUGGCAACAUUCUUCAAAUACUUUAUGCAGACAAAUAGUCCUUAACAUUAUGACUUAUCUUACAUUUACUCUCUCAAUCUCUCUGAUGUGUGAUUGUGUAUGUAACACUCUUCUCCCCUCUGUAGGCCAGGCUCUAGACACAGUGGACAGUGAGUCUGCAGAGCGUCUGGAUCGGAUGGAGGAGGACGUGCGGCGCCUAUCCCAGGGUCUGGAGGCUCUUAGGGGGACAGUGAACAGUCUGGAGGACAGCCUGCGUGCCUCACUACGAGAGGACGCCAGCAGGAUGCUCUCCGCUCUUCUGUCUGCAGCACCAGGCCCAGUCCCUGCCCCCGCUCUGUCCUCCUCCCCCCACUCCACUGUAGGCUUUGCAGACAUCCCUGGAGGGGACCCUGAUGCAGAGGGCCUGGAUGGGGGCCAGGCGUUCCCAGGGCUGGGCGAGCUGACGGGAAGGGUGGAGGAGAUCCGGGCUGAGCUGCAGGCCAAGGCCGCUGAGCUGGAGGAGCUGAGAAGCACGGUUAUCAAGCACGACGGCGCACUGAAGAAGAUGUCAGGAGGGGCGGCUAGCUUAACAGGGACCCCAGUGAGAGACACCCAGAAGGCCAUGGAGGAUCUAGUGGACGCCAAGUUGGGCGGGGCCCGGACAGAGAUCGUCGAUGGGUUUGAGAAGCGCGUGGAGAGUGCUGAGAGCCGCUGUGAAGAGAAUGCUGGGGAGGUGAGGCGGCAGUGCCACAGAGAGCAGCAGGACAGGCAGGAGCGGAUGGAGCAGGCCCUGGAGGACAGUGCCACGGGACUGAGGAAGGAGCUGGGAGAUGUGCAGGCUCAGAUUCAGGGACAUGACCUGACAGAGGGAUGCUGUGGUAGAGUCACUGGCCUGGCUGAGAGGGUGCAUAUGCUGGAACAGUCAGUGGCAGGCCUCAACCAGUCCCAGGAGCACCUGAGGGUGGAGCUAGGCGGGCACAAGGCCCAUGUAGAGGGCAUGCUGGAGGGCCGGCUGGGGUAUGUGGAGGCCAAGCUCAACCUGACAGGGAGUGGAAAGGUCAGGGGUGGCAGAAGUGGGAGCAGUGGUAGUGGUGGGGUCCAGGGCAGCAGCUCAGAGGGAGAGGUGGGGCCAGGCAGCCUGGAGGUCCGUCUGGAGGGGAAGCUGAAGGCUCUGGAGGGUCGUCUGCUGACGGCUGUGGAGGAGCUGGGGAACAUUACAGCCCCUGCCCUGCAAGAGGGCCACACAGUGCCCACGCUGGAGACAGAGCUGGAGUCCCUCAGGAGAAGGCUGGAGCUGGACGUGGACAGAGUGCAGAAACAGCUGCGUGGCUUGGAACUCCUCUGCAUCUCCUCCUCUCAGCCCAUCCACCAGGGAGACACAGCCACAUUGAACACUCACAUGGUGGAGGAGGAGGAGAAGAAAGGAGGAGGAGAGGAGAAGGUGAAGGGUCUCCUGGACAUGCAGGCUGAACGUCUGAACAGCGUUAAUCUCACCCUGCAGAGCCUCCUGACCAGACUGUCCCAGAGGGAAGACCACCAGGAGGGAGAGGGGAGCUCAGUCCAGGGUGAAAUCAUGCUGCUUAAGUUCAACGUCCGCUCCGUGAAACGCAUCUUGAAGGGCCUGAAGGACUCGGUAGUGUCUGUGGUCCGGGAUGUGGGGCAUGCCAACACCACCUGGCAGGAGCGGGAGGAGCGCCUGGCCCAGCAGGUGAAGGGCGUGGUGCAGCUGGUGGGGCGCCAGGCCUCCAUGCUGGGGGCGGGAGAGAGGAGGCUGACCCGGCUAAAAGGAGAGCUCCAGGAGCUGAGGAGGCGGCUGGCCGGGGAGGUGCAGGGCUGCCGCUCCACCGCGCUAGGAGUCCAGAAGGAGGUGGUGGAAGUGGGGGGCCGCUUGGCCAGCAUGGAGGGCCAGUGUAAAGGCUUCAGUCACCUGGCUGAGGAUCUGGAGAGGAUCAGGGCGGAGCUGGAGAGGCAGUCAGAUGUGUACCUGUCCCAGGUCAACAGCACCCUCACUAAUCACGCUCACCAGCUGUCUGAGCUAAGACAGGAACUCAGGAACUGCACGUGGAAGGCAGAGCCCACCCAACAGAGCCUAUACCUCGUAGAGCAAGAACAGUUAAGAGGAGACCAGUAA
This is a messenger RNA of Coregonus sp. 'balchen', 3713 nucleotides long. Lineage: Eukaryota; Metazoa; Chordata; Actinopteri; Salmoniformes; Salmonidae. The record is from the annotation of a GenBank genome assembly.